AGGGAGGAGCCGGAAACUCAGGGCUCGAGACCUGUGGGCCCAGCGGUGCGGCAGCCGCUGGGGGGGGGGGGGGGGGGGCAGCUCUCCCAGGGCAGGUGAUUGGUCGGCCCCGGUGGCGGCGGCGGCGCGUGCGACGGUCACCUCGGUUUGGGGAAGAUGGAAGAGUUGAGUCAAGCCCUGGCUAGUAGCUUUUCUGUGUCUCAAGAUUUGAACAGCACAGCUGCCCCACACCCCCGCCUAUCCCAGUACAAGUCCAAGUACAGUUCCUUGGAGCAGAGUGAGCGCCGCCGGCGGUUACUGGAACUGCAGAAAUCCAAGCGGCUGGAUUAUGUGAACCAUGCCAGAAGACUGGCUGAAGAUGACUGGACAGGGAUGGAGAGUGAGGAAGAAGAUAAGAAAGAUGAUGAAGAAAUGGACAUUGACACUGUCAAGAAGUUACCAAAACGCUAUGCUAAUCAAUUGAUGCUUUCUGAGUGGUUAAUUGACGUUCCUUCAGAUUUGGGGCGGGAAUGGAUAGUGGUCGUGUGCCCUGUUGGAAAAAGAGCCCUUAUCGUGGCCUCCAGGGGUUCUACCAGUGCCUACACCAAGAGUGGUUACUGUGUCAACAGGUUUUCUUCCCUUCUGCCAGGAGGCAAUAGGCGAAACUCAACAGCAAAAGACUACACCAUUCUAGAUUGCAUUUACAGUGAGGUAAACCAGACCUACUACGUUCUGGAUGUGAUGUGCUGGCGGGGACACCCUUUUUAUGAUUGCCAGACUGAUUUCCGAUUCUACUGGAUGCAUUCAAAGUUACCAGAAGAAGAAGGACUGGGAGAGAAAACCAAGCUCAAUCCUUUUAAAUUUGUGGGGCUAAAGAAUUUCCCUUGCACUCCCGAAAGCCUGUGUGAUGUGCUGUCUAUGGAUUUCCCUUUUGAGGUAGAUGGACUUCUCUUCUACCAUAAGCAGACCCACUACAGCCCCGGAAGCACUCCCUUGGUGGGCUGGCUGCGUCCCUACAUGGUGUCAGAUGUCCUUGGUGUAGCUGUGCCAGCUGGCCCACUGACCACCAAGCCAGACUAUGCUGGGCACCAGCUCCAGCAGAUUAUGGAGCACAAAAAGAGCCAGAAGGAAGGCAUGAAGGAGAAACUUACACACACGGCCUCUGAAAAUGGGCACUAUGAGUUGGAGCACCUGUCUACUCCCAAGUUGAAGAGUUCUCCCCAUAGCCCAGAACACCCUGGAAGCCUCAUGGAGAAUUAAAGAGGGAAGCCUCCUUAACGAGCCACAGGAUGGUACCCGGCCCCAAAAGGAAUCCUGGGGAGGAGGACAGUGACAACAGGUGACUUCAUUCUUUAGAGUGAACUUUCCAAAGCCAGUCUGGCUGGAAACCGCUUAUCUAUAAUCUGAAAUGCUGGCUCAAACAGUUAUGGGGAGAUUCCCAGAUUGGGUAGCAUUCAGAUUGAUUUGAGCAGCUCCUACUGUGAUAAGUGUAUCCCAGAUCCACAAUGUAAAUAUAUGUGAUUUGUAAGAAAGAA
Messenger RNA from Rhinopithecus roxellana (golden snub-nosed monkey), 1514 nucleotides. RefSeq names its product snurportin 1 (gene SNUPN). The transcript has 9 exons. Gene Ontology annotation, molecular function: nuclear import signal receptor activity; protein binding. Lineage: Eukaryota; Metazoa; Chordata; Mammalia; Primates; Cercopithecidae. Gene Ontology annotation, cellular component: nucleus; cytoplasm. The record is from RefSeq and is a predicted model, not a curated record. The coding region runs from base 157 to 1239 and encodes 360 amino acids. Gene Ontology annotation, biological process: snRNA import into nucleus; protein import into nucleus.